AUGACUCUUUUUGAUGGCGUCUAUCCCUUCUACCUGCAGCAGAGGAAGGUCUUUGUGUUCGACAUCAGCACCAUCAUAGUGAUCAUGGUCUUCCUAACGCUCGCUUGCAGCUUCCUGCUCAUCAUCCCGGGCAUCCGUGGACGGGCAAGGCUGUACUGGACACUCCGGGUUCUCCUCAGCCUUAUUGUAGGAGUGGUGAUCAUUGCUGUCCAGUUCACAGGGGACUGGGAGACUGGCUGGGUGAAGGCAAACACCUCCUACAAGUCCUUCAGCCAUGCCCUGGUAAAAGUGGACAUCGGGCUGCAUGUCGGCCUGGUGGGGGUGAAUGUCACGCUCAUUGGAAACCCAGUGAAUCAGGUCAACGAGACCAUCAACUACAAUGAACACUUUGCCUGGAGCUUCAGCGCAGAUUAUGACCACAGCUACAGCGAAGGGCUGGAGAGGGGGCUGCCCAGCCCCAUCCUCUAUGUGGCGGAGAAAUUCACCAUGCAAAGCCCCUGUGGCAUGCACAGGCAGUACCGCAUUUCCAGCCACUACGCAUCAGCCACUCUCUGGGUGGCCUUUUGCACUUGGCUCAUCUCCAACAUGCUCUUCUCCAUGCCUGUCCUAGUCUAUGGAGGCUACAUGCUGCUGGUCACAGGGACCUUCAUGAUCUUUUCAUUGCUCUCGUUCUCCACUGUGAGGAACUCCCUGGUGUGCCCAAUCCAGUUUGGGACCACAAUCCUGCACACAGGCUAUGGUGGAUCUUUCUGGCUCACACUAGUGAUUGGCUCGCUCUGUUUUGUGGCUGGGAUCACUGUUGUGGCACUGCACUACUUCAACUUGGACCUGCUGAAAAUUUUCUUUGAUCUCCAUGAGGACAAAGCAGAGGAGUACCAGGAGAUGACUGAAGUGUAUGUCAGCUCUCAUUUUGUGAACAAAGGACUGUCUCCUUCUCGGCCCUCCAAACUCAACCCCAACAGCAUCUAG
Molecule: messenger RNA, 969 nt
Organism: Pelecanus crispus (Dalmatian pelican)
Lineage: Eukaryota; Metazoa; Chordata; Aves; Pelecaniformes; Pelecanidae
Gene: DUOXA2
Product: dual oxidase maturation factor 2
Biological process (GO): protein transport
Cellular component (GO): endoplasmic reticulum membrane
Source: RefSeq, a predicted model, not a curated record